AUGCCAUUACGAAUCACAUCGGCUCCGGUAUCUGGUAUCCAAAAAAGAAAGAAAUCUGCAGCUUCGAGGCCUCGCGCCUCGCCCUUCGCUGGACUCGCACGCCAGAAACCCUCCGUUCAAUCCUCGCGCUCUUCCAAACUCGACGGCCUUGAUGGCUUACACCAGGAAGAUUAUGUUCAAGAACAGCUCUCUGAUAUCGGGGUCUCCCGAUAUGUGCCACAGACGGCUGCGGUCGAGAAUGUGAUCCAAGCCAUCCGCUACAUUCGCGAUAACAUGUUCGAGGAUAUCCCUGCUCGAGCUGGGAUGAAUAGCACCCGAAUCGCUGAGGUGCUCAACCUACGCCAGUCGCUACCUCCCCUGGCCUCCGUUGCACACGUCCACACCCUGAUUGAUGCGCCUACAACUGUGGAAAAGGAGAUUGUGGAUCUGAUCAAUGCUGGUCGCAUCCGUCGGCUAAUAAUCCCUGGGAGAGGCAACGAUGCGGCAGGCCUGGGGGAUUGCUUAGUUCUGGCGGAGGAUUGGGAAAGGCUUGUGCGAGAAAGCAGUGUUUUGGACGCAUCCAUCAAAAGUAAGGACGGAUUCUCUUGGAGUCAAGACGAUGUUAGGUUUCUAAUCAGCCCGCACUCCGCAGAGAAAUUCCUCCAGGUUCUCCGCGAGAUCGGGAACAAAUCGGCCAUUUUCGCUUCGACUCUCACCCAGUUGGAGUCUAUGGCUCUUGUACGCGCCGGCUUCUUAGUAUCAUCGUCGUCGCUUGCCAAGGGUUCUUUGAGUGUUGCGUCGCUUCCUGAUCUUCCCUCUUCUUCAGCCGCCGCGUCAGCUAGUCGGAGGGACGGUACUGGCCAGUCACGCGAUUAUCAGGACGGCAAAUUGCAGUCUCCAUUCCACACAGCAAGUCUGUUCCUCUCGUUGCCCAACACUGGGCCCUAUCUUCGCCUGCUUGGUGCAGGUCGGAAACACCUGCUUUCUUUGCUCCAGAAAUCUCGUUCGAGCGAGGCUCCCGUUUAUCUCCUUCGUGACCGCUGGGAUGGUGCGAUAGAGACGGAGAAGAGUGCGGCGAAGCGUAUGAGGGGGGAAUUCGCGGGGACUCUCCCUGGAAAGACAAGAAAAUGGAAGGAGCUUUACGGCAUGAGUUUCCGUUGGGCUUUGGAGGAAGCCCAGGGAGCCGGAUUGAUCGAGUUGUUCGACACUGGCAGUGUUGGGCCUGCGGUCCGCGCGCUAUGA
Messenger RNA from Aspergillus clavatus NRRL 1, 1221 nucleotides. Its product is annotated as Stk19 family serine/threonine-protein kinase. Lineage: Eukaryota; Fungi; Ascomycota; Eurotiomycetes; Eurotiales; Aspergillaceae. Gene Ontology annotation, biological process: protein phosphorylation; positive regulation of Ras protein signal transduction. The transcript has a single exon. Gene Ontology annotation, molecular function: protein serine/threonine kinase activity. The record is from RefSeq and is a predicted model, not a curated record. The coding region runs from base 1 to 1221 and encodes 406 amino acids.